Mya arenaria is the source of this 2144-nucleotide messenger RNA. RefSeq lists its product as uncharacterized. The record is from RefSeq and is a predicted model, not a curated record. Bases 601 to 1734 code for a protein of 377 amino acids. NCBI's taxonomy places the organism in Eukaryota, Metazoa, Mollusca, Bivalvia, Myida, Myidae. The transcript has 2 exons.
GGCAGCAAGUCAAGCACUUCAAACAUUCACUGAAUACAUUAUUUUUUAAUUUGGCAGUUGUUUUUUUUUUUAAAUAGGGUAGACCAAAACCUAUACAAAGCUCUAAUGUGCAGCAUAUACUGCAAUUCAAUUUAAUUUAUUAGAUUUCAUUACAAGCAUUUUAAACGCAGAGGUAACAAGUCAAGCACUUAAACGCUAGCUUUUAAACAGUUCAAUUACACUUAAUACGCAACACAAUAAAGCCAGUAAUCAGACAAAAAAAAUUACCAGCUACGAUUGAUCACAAUGAUAAUACGGACAAAAGGUAUAAUGUUUUAUGAGCGACACUUGUAAAUGCAAAACAGAAAAACAGAUAUAAAUAUGAACCAACUCAUGAAAUAUGGAUGGGAAAAGAUCAAUCCCCUCCCAUGUCUAUGACAUCAAGUUCACAAUAUAUGUUUGAACAUUUAAUGAUCACUUAACAAACAUGUGGGACUGUUAAAGAGGAUGAUUAAUUCCAAUGUGCACGCACCUCAGCCUGGCUCCAGAACCACAGAGUCUAUGAUAUCAACACAGCACCAAUAAAUCAAAGCACUAAGGGGAUCCAGGAACCGUGUAGCAAUGAUGAUGGAAAAUGUGUCCUCGCCUUUCACGCUGGAGCGCGAGCCAACUCUAAUGCCCAACGAGUUUCGUGAGCGCAUGUCCGCAAAGCAUAGAAGUCGGAAAUCCAGUGCGGCAAAGUCUUCAUCAACUAGAAAUCGGCAUGCUAUGAUUAAACAGCCAACAGGAACUUUAAGAUAUUCAACAGAGGCAUCUAAUUUGUCCUCUUACCAGCAAAAUAAUGACACAAAUAGCAUCAGAAGUGCAAAACGAGAGAAAAGCAUGAAUAGUGUUAGUUCCAAUGAGAAAAUGUUCAGCGCACGACAAGAAUAUGACAAAGUUAUGAUGAUAAGAAAUGAAGCACUAAAGAAAACACAAGAAGAAUUCAUGGAUAAUGUGGAUAAUUUACAUGAUAAUGGAGAAGAUAAUUUGAACGAACACACUGAAAACAAUGAUGAAGAAAAUGAGCUGCCUAGAAACAGAACAUAUACACUAGAAAAUGGAGAACUCCAGGAUAUUUUAGACAAUAUGAGGCAAGGUGACACCAGCUUGUGUGAACAUGGCCGACAAAGUGGAUCAAGUAGCAGAAACACGUAUAUAAUGGACAGAAAGAUGAGUUGGCAGAAUGAUGUUCAUAACAAUGAUGAUAAUAAUGGUGAGUUAGCGAGUACCUCUAGUCAUAUAGAACUGAAUGGCGAUGUCAAGUUCAUGUUUGAUAGUGUGUAUUACAACCAAGAACCUGAGGGAGGUUUUUCUAUCAAAACUCCGCCCCAAAAUAUGCAAAUGAAGGACAUUAUGAGCUCUCUCGAUGACUGGGGAAAGGAAAAGGAUGUAAUCCGAGAAAAGAAAUAUGCAGUCUUGCCUUCCAUUCAUAAAAGUAGUUCAUCGGGAACUUACAGAAACAAUUCCCCUACAAGUGUUGGUGGUCUGUCUUCAACUGUCUCUGUGAACAAUCAAUUGGACUUCUCCCGUGAUAGAAUGGAAGAUGACGCCGAUUUCUUUGCAGAUUUUAGAGUGAAUACAAGCAAUAUAAAACCUACUCCGAGACAGGAUCCCCUCCCCCCUAUACAAAACAACACUACUGACGCUAUGACUUCAAUGUCCCAUAAACAUGGUCAUAAGAAAAGACAUCGAGAAAAAUCUAUGGUCCAUUAAUGGUAUAUGUUGUUUUCUUGGGGCCAUAGUGCAGACUGGAUGUAACACUGGUUACUGGGUGUUCUGGUCCAUUGAAGUGUACCAUUGAAUAGCUUUGUCAACUGAGAGCCCUGUUAAUCGUUCAUCCCGUUACUUUUAAUUUGUUAGUGCUGAGGUGGUACAUCGAACCUGCCACCUCUGGAUUCACAGUCUGGUGUGAUACCACUAGAGCACGAAUCCAACACUAAAAUUUUGAAGCUAUUUUUUUUUACUGUACUAUUUAUAUAAUUGUUUAUUGUUAUCAUGGGACAUUUUGCAAAGUGCUUAAUUAUUUUGUUUAUCUUUCAUUUAGGUAUUGUUAUUUUGUUUUAUGAAACUGACUUAUUCUUCUGCACAGAUUCAGAAAAAUAAAAUGAAAACAAUGAUCUCUA